AUGAAAGGGACAGAUCAAAUUUCCAAACUGCCACAGCCAAUUUUGGACUAUAUUCUGUCUUUCCUUGAUAUUAAAGAUGCUGCUAAAACUAGUAUAUUGUCCAAGGCUUGGAACAGUGCUUGGACUUCCCUCUCCUGCUUACAUUUUGAUCAUCUUUUAUAUCCUGUGGCCGAAGAAGUUUUGGGUCAAAUUCUGGCAAAUCGGCAGAAGCAAAAGAUCUUUAUACAACGACUCGAGUUAGGUUUACUACCAUAUAAAUGGUCAAAGUCUGUGGAUAAUUGGAUUAAAAUACUUGCAGCCUGUAAUAUCAAAGAGUUGUUUUUAAAUGGCAGAAAUUCUUACUAUAGUUUGCCUAACGCACUUUUUGCUGCCCAAACUUUAGAAGUGCUUAGUUUACGUGGAUUUAAGCUUGAACUACCCUCUGAUGGUGGAUUUCAUGGACCAAUCAGUUUACAAGUUGCAGGAAUUUUACCUAAACUAAGGAAGGUAAAGUUGCUAUAUUGCCCUCCUAAAUUCAAGAUGGUUGAUAUUGCAGCACCUAAUCUUAAAGACCUUGAAAUUAGCUCCUUUUGUGAGGACCUACAUGUAAUUAACAUAACUGCUUGCAAAUCCAUAAAGCAUUUGAACCUCACUGCUGUGGCUGUCACUGACCAAUGGUUAGACAACCUUUUUUCCAAUCUUCCCUAUCUUGAAAUCUGUUACUUAUUUUCUUGUUCGUCGUUGAAGAUCAUUAAGAUUUCAAGUGACCGGCUCAAGUAUUUUCAAGUAAUCGAGUGCAGUAAUCUGAUUGAGGUUGAUCUGGAUGCUCCCAACUUAUUAAGAUUCUCAUCUGAUGUUUAUUAUGGAAAAGAUAUUGCUCAUCUCUUGCCCACAUUCAAAAUGAAAGCUUCACAUCUGUUGGAAGCUAAUCUCAAUUUGAUCCCACAAACCCGUGACACUCACUGGUACACUAAGCUCAUCAAGUCUCUUGGUAACUUUAAUCAUUACAAGGCUAUUGUACUGCGCUGUGAGAAUGACAAGGAGAUAGUUAUACCAAAAUACAAGAGAGAAAACUUGCUUCCUCCACUUUAUGCUACUAAGAUUUUGCACAUAAAAAUUAGAAAUCAGUGUAAUUUUUCAGCUGUGAACGUUGUUGAUAGUUUGCUUUGGAUGUCUCCUCAACUGGACACCCUAUCUUUUGGCCAGACUAGAGAUUUAAAGAGCAUGAUCAAGUUUACAUACAGAGAUGAAGAUGAAGUUGAUGGUGAAGAUGAGAAACCUUGUUGUGCAUCUCUACCUUGGAAAUGUUGGAGGCAUGAGAUAAAGAAAGUUAAAUUGCAGAACUUUAAAUGCAUGGAGCUGAAGGAGUUGAGAAACUACUUUCUCACAAAUACAAAUACUACGUUGGAGAUAAUUGAAGAUCCAACAGGAUGCAACAUUUAUACUUCAUUUCACUUCUGCGUAGUUGCGUCUAGGUAAUGUUAUUUGUUGAAUAAAUUUGCUUAUGACCUGUUUUGAUGAUGGGAGAAGUCCUGUGGGGCGACAUUUGUUUGU
This is a messenger RNA of Nicotiana attenuata, 1533 nucleotides long. Its product is annotated as F-box/LRR-repeat protein At3g58900-like. NCBI's taxonomy places the organism in Eukaryota, Viridiplantae, Streptophyta, Magnoliopsida, Solanales, Solanaceae. Gene Ontology annotation, molecular function: protein binding. Bases 1 to 1458 code for a protein of 485 amino acids. The transcript has 4 exons. The record is from RefSeq and is a predicted model, not a curated record.